Molecule: messenger RNA, 1374 nt
Organism: Scaptodrosophila lebanonensis
Lineage: Eukaryota; Metazoa; Arthropoda; Insecta; Diptera; Drosophilidae
Product: elongation of very long chain fatty acids protein F-like
Exons: 3
Coding region: 140-946 (268 amino acids)
Biological process (GO): fatty acid elongation, monounsaturated fatty acid; sphingolipid biosynthetic process; very long-chain fatty acid biosynthetic process
Cellular component (GO): endoplasmic reticulum membrane
Molecular function (GO): fatty acid elongase activity
Source: RefSeq, a predicted model, not a curated record
GAAUGUGUGUUGGGUUGAAGACCCCAACUCGAACAAAACAGCUCGAUUUGCUGCGGCAUCUUGAAAUACAAAGAGCUCAAUGAAAUUAUUCUAGUCGCAAAAUAUAUUCCGUUCAUCGCACGAGUGCCACAGCGCAACCAUGGUUUUAACUAAGCUGAUUGAUGCCUUGAAUCAACCCUAUGCAGAUUCCAUUAAACUGCCUCUUGCUGUUUCUCCAUGGCCCAUGCUAUGCAUCGUCUCAUUAUAUUUGUUCUUUGUGCUGAGACUGGGCCCGCAAUUCAUGUCGUUUCGAAAGCCGUUCGAGCUACGACGGACUAUGCAAUUCUACAAUGUCGCUCAAAUUAUCUAUAAUGCAUUAAUUUUCACAAGGGGAGUCUACUUUCUGUUUGUGGAGAAGCCCUAUAACUUCAGUUGCAUGUCGGUGCUGCCUGAGGACCAUCCAUUAAAAUCAACUGAGCGCCUCAUGGCCUAUUCGUAUUACGUCAACAAAUUUCUAGACCUGUUCGAUACCGUGUUCUUUGUGCUCCGUAAGAGCUAUAAGCAGAUAACCGUUCUCCACGUCUUUCACCACGUAUUGAUGACAGUGGCUGGCUACAUGGUUCUGCGAUAUCACGGCUAUGGCGGACAUCCCUGCAUAAUGGGACUCUUAAACACAUUCGUACACAUUGUCAUGUACACCUACUAUUAUUUAUCGGCAAAACAUAGGGGUGUCAAGGAGAACAUCUGGUGGAAAAAGUAUAUAACCAUCUUGCAGGAAGUGCAGUUCGUCGUCAUCUUUGCGCACAGCAUUUGGACAUGGAUUCAGCCGAAUUGUGGCACACGUGGAGGCAUUCUAUAUCUAACCACAUCCAUGUCGGUGGUGAUGAUGAUAAUGUUCACCAACUUCUAUAUACACUCCUAUAUACUAACGAACAAACAACCCAAAACACAAGCCAAGCAGCAAUGAUACUUGUAUAUAUCAAAUCCUAUCUGUACAUAUAGGAUUAUAUAUGUAUAUACAUACAUAAGUACCAAUUUGUAUGGCCUUUAAUUUUUUCGAAUUUUCCCCACCCCGAAUAGCAGUAUAACACUAAAAUAUGGAAAAAUGCACGAACAAACAAAUAAUUAAGAACACAAAUUUUUAUCCCCCUUACAACUGUAAAAAUAUGAAUCGCUCUAUUUAUUUAAGCUUACAAAUGCUUUAAUUGUACAAGGUAGAAGAGUACCUGUACCUCAAAGGUACAAGACUAAAUUGGGUUUGCGGGAAUUGAAAAAAGUAACAGACAGAAAGUAUAUAUAUAUAAAUAUAUAUAUUCUUAAUCAGCAUGGCCGAUGCCCUAUAGGGGAUUUUGCGUAACGCCGUUUGUAUUAAUAAUCACCUAUGUAUAUCUUGGA